This is a messenger RNA of Neoarius graeffei (lesser salmon catfish), 1406 nucleotides long. Its product is annotated as annexin A3-like. Gene Ontology annotation, cellular component: cytoplasm. The transcript has 14 exons. Lineage: Eukaryota; Metazoa; Chordata; Actinopteri; Siluriformes; Ariidae. Gene Ontology annotation, molecular function: phospholipase inhibitor activity; calcium ion binding; calcium-dependent phospholipid binding. The record is from RefSeq and is a predicted model, not a curated record. The coding region runs from base 129 to 1130 and encodes 333 amino acids.
GAAGGUGAUUCACUUCGUGCCUUGGUCGGGUGUUCACCUGGUGUCUAAACAUCAACCUGGAAAAGACUAUCGUGUGUUUCAGGAGAUUAUCAUCGAGAUAAGGUGUAAAACCCAGCCUCACAUCUGGAAUGGCUUCUCCAUGGGAUUUGAGCCUCUGUUUGGACUCGCCAUCCGUCUCUAGUCAAGGAACCGUUAAGGAUAAAUCGAGUUUUAAUGCAGAUGAAGAUGCUGCUGCUUUAAGGAAGGCCAUGAAGGGAAUCGGUGUCAAAGAGCAGACGCUGAUCGACAUUCUGACUCAGAGAAGCUGCGCUCAGCGUCAGCAGAUCUGUAAAGCGUACGAGGACGCAACUGGAAAGUCUCUUGCGGACGAUCUGGAGGGAGAAACUUGGGGACAAUUUGAGAACAUCAUAGUGGCUCUUGUCACCCCGCCGGCGCAUUUCGACAUGCAGGAAGUGAAAAAGGCAAUUAAUGGAGUUGGAACCACAGAGAAAAUUCUGACCGAGAUCCUCGCAUCCCGAUCUAACCAACAGAUCAAGGCUCUGUCUGACGCAUAUUUACAGGACACAGGGAGAGCACUGAUUCACGAUCUGAAGUCAGAGGUUUCAGGGGAUUUGGGGGAAACUCUGCUCAUCCUCGCUGAGGGCAAAAGGGACGAUAAUAAAAACGUGGACGCUGCUCAAGCCAAAGAUGAUGCGAAGGCCCUGUACGAGGCCGGAGAGAAGAAAUGGGGGACAGACGAGGACAAGUUCAUCGAUAUCCUCUGUCACAGGAGCGUUCCUCAGCUCCGACAAACCCUGGUGGAAUAUCAGAACCUGAGCACAAAAACCCUGCAUCAGAGCAUCAAAAGCGAGAUGUCUGGAAGUACAGAGGAGGUUUUACUGGCCAUAGUGAAAUGUGUGACGAAUGCUGCAGCUUACAUGGCAGAGCUUCUCCAUGAGAGUAUGACGGGUUUCGGCACCGAUGAGGCCACGCUGACUCGGAUCAUGGUGAGCCGCUCUGAGAUCGAUUUGAAGGACAUCAAGCUCGAGUAUGAGAAACUGUACGGUCGCUCCUUGUACUCCGAUAUCGAGUCUGAAACCUCAGGAGAUUAUCAGAAAACCCUGCUGGGGCUCUGCGGAGCGGACGAUUAGGCCUGAGCUCAGAACCGAGCUCAGAACCCACCUCAUCACCCUGAAAAACAUGGAGGAGCCGAGAUGAAGUGAUGAAACCACAACACGGUGCUGCUUCCUCAAUCUUCACCACAAUUCUUUACAUUUUUACUCACAAACGAUCUGAAAACUCUUGAUGUUAGAUUAUAGAUAUUACAGAUCCUAUAUGAAGUAUGAUGUGUGGAUGGAACUGAUGGAUUUAACCCUUUAUAUUCUCUGCAGUGAAGUAUUUUACACUGGGAAGAUUCUGAGAAAUAA